AUGUCUACUCGUCGAUUGGUAACUGUGGUAGGAGCGACUGGUGCUCAAGGAGGUGCCGUUGUUCGAUCAUUACUUGAAACAGACAAAUAUAAGAUUCGUGCUUUGACACGUGAUGUAAAUAGUGAAAAAGCUCAAGCAAUCAAACGUUUGAGUGAUAAUAUUGAAAUGGUAACAUGUGAUAUUAGCAAAUAUGACGAUGUCAAGCGGGCAUUUCAAGAUUCCUGGGCUAUUUAUGCUGUAACCGAUUUUUGGGUACAACCUGAUAAACCUGAAGUGGAAUUACAACAAGGUCAAUUAAUGGCUGAUGUGGCGGCUUCUCUUCAAAUUCCAUAUUACAUAUGGAGUACAUUAGAUGAUUCAAAUAAAUUAAGUGAUGGAAAAUUGAAUAUUCCAUAUUUUGCCCACAAAGCCCAAGUACGUGAUUAUAUCGAACAGAAAUAUCCAAAUUUAAAAGCAAUCUUUGUUGAACUGGCUUAUUAUAUGCAAAACUGGACAGGUUAUUUUAAAGCACAAAAAUCAGAGGAUGGAACUGUGAUCUUUGCCCUUCCUGUUGAUCAAAAAACGAUAUUACCUUUGGCUGAUGUUGACGAUACAGGUCCUGUUAUUGGUGAAAUUUUGAAUAAUCCAGAUAAAUUUGUUCAUCAAAAUAUUUGCAUAUGUGGAGAAGAAAUUCCAUUUGAAGAUUUAGCUAAAGUCUUUACCAAAGUAACUGGUAUCCCAGCGAUAUCUAAAACACUAACGGAAGAAGAAUUUCGGUCUAUACUCAGUCAAAAGCCGAAAUUUAUACAAGAUGAAUUACUGGAUAUGUAUAAAUUGUUGGAAGAAUACAGUUGCUAUGGGAAAAAUAAAGAUUGGACAACGGGAAAAAAACUAAUGCAGUUAAACACAUUUGAACAAUGGUUGAAAAAAUCCGGAUGGAAAGGUGAAUAA
This is a messenger RNA of Rotaria sp. Silwood2, 930 nucleotides long. Lineage: Eukaryota; Metazoa; Rotifera; Eurotatoria; Philodinida; Philodinidae. The record is from the annotation of a GenBank genome assembly.